Molecule: messenger RNA, 597 nt
Organism: Cyprinodon variegatus (sheepshead minnow)
Lineage: Eukaryota; Metazoa; Chordata; Actinopteri; Cyprinodontiformes; Cyprinodontidae
Product: carbonic anhydrase 4-like
Exons: 7
Coding region: 10-597 (195 amino acids)
Cellular component (GO): plasma membrane
Molecular function (GO): zinc ion binding; carbonate dehydratase activity
Source: RefSeq, a predicted model, not a curated record
CUCCCAACGAUGCGUUCUUCUCUCUACCUCCUGACCUUUCUCUACCUUCACUCCUGGGCAACAGCUGAGUGGUGUUACCAGACCCAGACCUGUGAUGACACGUGUAAAGACCCAAGCCACUGGGCUGCUCUGUUUCCCAGAUGUGGAGGUUUACGCCAGUCGCCAAUUAACAUUGUGACCAAUAGAGUGCAUUUCAACAGCGCCCUGCCUCCCUUCAGCUUCAUGGGACACACCGACCUUAUCAACAUUACUGUAGAGAACAAAGGACACUCUGCACACUUUGCUUUACCUCAGUCAGUGCGACUGACAGGAGGUGCUCUGCCGGGUCACUACAGAGCUGCACAGUUUCACUUCCACUGGGGAGGGAAUGGGAGACCGGGAUCAGAGCACACCAUUGAUGGAGAACGGUUUCCCAUGGAGUUGCACAUAGUCCACAUUAAAGAGCCAUACGUCUCUCUGGAGGAGGCAGAACAUGAUAUGGCAGGUAUAGCUCUGCUUGCCUUUCUCUUCGAGGAAACAACAGAUGAUCAUCCUCAUCUAGACACAAUAAUUGCUGCGUUGGGUCAAGUACAAAACAAUGAGGGCCCCUUUGCCUAG